UUCAAGUCCACAGUGCUCAGAUCUCUCCAGUGCAGUGAUCAGAGGCCCUGCGAGAAUUGCACUAGUGCGGGUAAAGGUACGGAGUACAUCGAUUCCUCUUGCUUGCAUAUGAUCCAUCAACUCACUAGUUUAAUAGAAUGUCAUGCGAGUGAGCGUGUUGCUCGCAAAUCAUAUGCGCAUGACGAGUAUACUCGAUCUCUAGAGGAGAAGAUCGCUGCUCUCGAAUCUAGAGCGUCAAGUGAGGCGAGAAAUUCCUCUUUGGAGGGUGAGACAGCCUUAGAAGAUGAUGACGCCAACGAACAGGUUCGUCCUGAGCAAGAAAACACGUCUUAUGUGGGCCGGAGAGAAUUGGAGGAUCGAGAUACACAGUCUCUCGUUAUUCCUACAUGUGAGGCGCCAGCCAUAAAAUUUCCCCCGUCAUUUCAUUCGGUCAUUUCAAACGUGUCUCCAAUCGCUGAAGAUCAAUGUGGUCAUUCAACUCUUCUAAUCGGUAUUUUGGCAACACUUACCAGUGGAAAUCCUUGCGGGAUCGCUUCUCAGCGAAGUGAUCCGUGGCAUGAGAUCAUUUUAUCUUCGCCGAUCGCAGAAGGAGCUCUCAAGCCGAACCCCCAAAUUUUACUCCCAUCUUCUGUUGAGGAUGCGCUUGUUGAAAUCUACCUGGAAAGGGUCAAUCCGCGGUACCCGUUUCUCCAUGCUGAAAUGUUCUCGGGCUGGUAUAAGUCAUGGAAGUUACGGAGGCAUUCGGAGCCUGUUGACGACCCACGGGACCGCUGGGUGGACUUCUUCGUGACGAUGGUACAUGCUGUGAGUAUACUCCUCACGCCUCAAGUGUCGCAGAACGACAUUGUUACCUCUCAGUCUCUGUAUAAUGCUGCGAUGAAAUACGCACCCUUCGUCUUCAGUCAGCCCGAUCCAAUAUUGCACGCGCAAGCUUAUCUUCUGCUCACAUUACACGCUCUUCAUUCGCCGUCAUCACAGAUGAUCAUUAAUAUGGUAUCUAUUACCAUGCGUCACUGCGCAAUCAAUAAUUUGCAUCGCGCCGAAUGCGAAAGACAAGCGCGGUUCCCCGAAUUUUCACGAGAACAGCAGAUCCGCCGAAGGGUGUUCUGGUCCGCAUACGCUUUGGAUCGAUUGAUCAGCUGGAUCUAUUACAUCCCAAACAACCUGCCUGAUGAGCAUAUCACAGUUGAAAUGUUUUCAACUGUCGAGGACGCAAGUCUUCAUGAUGACACUGCAGAUAUUAGCCAACCUCCACCGGAGUUGCCUCAAAGAACACGGCUUUCUCCGACGCUACAUCUCAUACGAUGCAGAGGUAUCCAGUCUCGUAUUCUCAACACGAUGAUGCGGUCGGACUUUCAUAAGAUUAACGCCACGUCGACAUGGAGAGAACACAUGCUGGAAGAACUUGAGUCCUGGCGCACGCAUAUCAAGCGGUUGAGUCAUAGUACGAACCGAGGGUAUCUUAGCGACCGGUGGGUAGGGAUGGCCUACAACUAUACCGUACUCAUCCUGUUCCAACCGAAUAAAACAAAUGCCCUCGCUGGUUUUGGUGACCGAUCAGUGCAAGCCUGCGCCCAGAUUGCAUUGACAUUCCGAGCAUUUCAAAAAGACCGGCAAACAGCUCAACUGUGGCCUGGGCUGUUGAGUCAGUUUGCCAUAGGUGUCACUCUUCUCUACUGCUUUUGGGCAACCCCACCUUCAUACCGUACACCCACGUACAGAUUGCCAGAGGUAUCGGAAGCGCUGCGGGCAUGCUCGACAGCCCUGGCAAUACUAUCUGAACGUUGGGCACAGGCUGAACCUCUUCGGGAUGUGUUCGAUAUACUGGCUAGAGAAAUCCCGAUUCAUGAAACGCCAGGAAUGGACCAUUCAUCACGAUGCAUGUCCACUCAAUCCGUUUCUUUCAUUGAAUCCCAAAUGCACUUUAUGAGUGAUGUUGUCCGAAAUCGAGGAGUCCUACGAAUGGUGCAGGAGAUGAUCUCGGAGAACUUCCCUGUGGGUCCAGCGGAGAGAAUCCAGCAUCAAGCUCCCGCCGUGGAUCUUGAAACUGGCGGUGCUGGCGGCCAUCUUUGCUCUGAGCACUGCGCUUUGUUUGACUCCACGACAUUCUUUGAUCCCACCAACAUCAUCGAGCCGGAUUCGGUGACGGAUGGUGGUUUGAGUGAAACGUAUGGUGGCUUUGAGGAUACAAUGUUUCCAGCUUUUUUCGGCUCAGCUGAGUUUUAA
This is a messenger RNA of Penicillium atrosanguineum, 2226 nucleotides long. Its product is annotated as fungal specific transcription factor domain-containing protein. The annotation marks the transcript as partial. The record is from RefSeq and is a predicted model, not a curated record. Gene Ontology annotation, molecular function: DNA-binding transcription factor activity, RNA polymerase II-specific; sequence-specific DNA binding; zinc ion binding. Lineage: Eukaryota; Fungi; Ascomycota; Eurotiomycetes; Eurotiales; Aspergillaceae. Gene Ontology annotation, biological process: DNA-templated transcription; positive regulation of transcription by RNA polymerase II. The transcript is spliced from 6 exons.